UUCCCUCUAGCUCGCGCCCAGCGUUCUUCAGGCGUUACAACGGUAGACACCAAGGGACGCGGACGCUGAUGCGGAUGCGGAUGCGGAUGCGGACUUGGACGGUGCGGUCGGAGAGCACACCUAGCGGGAUCAGCAGAAUUACUCAAGUCAAACGCUUGGAGGAUGUCUCGGCGCAGUGAGCGCCUGCGCCUCCGAUACCAGGCACUUGUUGAUGGGCAAAGCAGCAGCAGCAGCAGCAGAGGGAGUUCCCAGGUGGCUGGCCAGCACACCAACUUCAGGGAGGGUCCUCUCAGGACUGUGAGGAGGAAGUCGAGUAUGGUCCGAAGCCUCUCACCAGGCCUCUCACCAGCCCCUCACCUGCUAACAGGUGUAACAGGCUGGAAGAGCCCCGGAUCCACCUCAGGGUACUUCUCUGAGGAUGAUGGUGCAGCAUUCCAGUGGUGCCUGAAAAACACCUGGCACUGCGUGACCACUGCUGCCUCCCUCCAGGACUUCUUUCUCUCAAUCAGGAAGUUUUGCACUCGCAAGAAGGGGCUCGUCUUUGUCUUGGGCUUGCUGUUGCUUAUGGCUUCGCUGGCUUAUGGUGCUUGGUAUUUCUACCCCUAUGGACUACAGACCUUACCCCCUGCUGUGCUCUCCUGGUGGGCAGCCAAGGGCAGCAGCAGGACAGAGGACCGUUGGGAAUCAGGACAGUCCCCCUCAUAUUUCCAGGAGCUGGAAAGCGGGGUGGUGCACAAGACAUCUGAGUGGCACAGUUCUUCCCAAGAAGGCUUUGUGGAAAAAGGCCAAAGCAGAUGGGUUCCCUAG
This is a messenger RNA of Phascolarctos cinereus (koala), 807 nucleotides long. RefSeq lists its product as uncharacterized. NCBI's taxonomy places the organism in Eukaryota, Metazoa, Chordata, Mammalia, Diprotodontia, Phascolarctidae. The record is from RefSeq and is a predicted model, not a curated record.